UUGGCCAAUGAGAAGCCGCCUUGGUUUGCCUCCGGUUUCGGGGUAGUGGCAAUCAUGGCGCCACCCGUGAGGUACUGCAUCCCCGGCGAACGUCUGUGUAACUUGGAGGAGGGCAGUCCGGGCAGCGGCACUUACACCCGGCACGGCUACAUCUUUUCGUCGCUUGCUGGCUGCCUGACGAAGAGCAGCGAGAACGGCGCGCUUCCUGUCGUGUCUGUGAUGAGAGAAACAGAGUCCCAGUUACUGCCCGAUGUGGGGGCUAUUGUAACCUGUAAGGUCUCUAGCAUCAAUUCGCGCUUUGCCAAAGUACACAUCCUAUAUGUGGGGUCCACACCACUUAAGAACUCUUUUCGAGGAACUAUCCGCAAAGAAGAUGUCCGAGCUACUGAAAAAGACAAGGUUGAGAUUUAUAAGAGUUUCCGCCCAGGUGACAUUGUCUUGGCCAAAGUGAUCUCCCUAGGUGACGCACAGUCCAACUACCUCCUGACCACUGCCGAAAAUGAGCUGGGGGUGGUGGUGGCCCACAGUGAAUCAGGUGUCCAGAUGGUUCCCAUCAGCUGGUGUGAGAUGCAGUGCCCUAAGACUCACACGAAAGAAUUCCGGAAAGUGGCCCGAGUACAGCCCGAAUUCCUGCAGACCUAAGAAGCCACAUUUUACCCCAGGGAGGGGGGUAAGCUGUUUCCAAGAGUAUAUGUAUGAAGGUAACGUCAAGAUGCUAUUAUCUUUAUUCAGACACCUGGAGUCGACCAACAACCACCUUUGGAAAAAUCUGCCAGAAACUUACUCUGUAGGGGGAACAUUUUUCUUGUGAACCUUGCAGUGGAUUUCAUUCUCUUGAGCGAUAAAUUUCUGUUUUGGAGGCACCAGCUAACAAAGUGUAUAAUGUUGGAAAUAGCCUAUUCCUUCUGACAGUCUUAUAAAUACAUAAUUUUUGCUGUUGACAAAAUAUUUUUACUAAAAGGAUUUUAUGGCUUCUGUUGUCCUGAGUAGGGAAAGGAAUCUAAAUGGUGUCAUGACAUUUAGAGCAGGGGUUUGCCUGGUGGCACCCGUUACCUGACAUGUGUCAAGUGCUUGCUUGCUCUGGACAAAGCCUAAUCUCCAGUCUUUUUUGUAUCUCUCAUGUUCUGUUUUAAGUACUUCUGCUUAUUGAGUAACUUACUAUGUGCCAGGCACUGCGUCAAGCACUUUAUAUACAUUCCCUCAUUUAGAGAGAUUAUGGUUUAGUGAAAAUUAUAGGACACAGGUGGUGAUUCGGGUAGCUUGCUCUGAAAGUAAUUUGGUAAACAUAGUAUUACUGAUACAGUGGGUACUCCAGGAAAUGUUUGUUAAAUCUGAAUUGCAAAGAGGGACAGAGCACUAUCAUGUGAGGUGGCCAGGAAAGGAUUUGUGACAUGAGGUAAAAGGAAUUAAAGAACUUAAAUAAGUGAAGAUAUUCAAGGCAGACAGAAGCCUGAGCAAAGUGCAGAAGCAGGAAUGAACACAUAAGUUUGAACAUGAGGAAGGGAUGAGGGUUAAGUAUGGGGAGGUUGCAAAGGGAAUGGAAGGAAAGAUGAAUUAUGAGAUGUCACUUCUUGAGAUGUUAUUCAAGGAGCCCACAUCUUCUCUGUGUAGUGACGGUGGUUGAGGGUGAGCUUUGGAGUCAGCCCUCCUGGGUUUGUAUCCUCUAGUUGCCAGCCUUGAGUAGGUUAGGUUUAUUUUUUCAAUUGAAAAUUUUAUUGAGAUAAUUGUAGGUCCACAUGCAGUUUUAAAUGAUACAGAGAGAUCCCUUGUACACUUUACCCAGUUUCCCCCAAUGGUGACAUUUUGCAAAACUAUAGUAUAUGAUAAAAAUCAGGAUGUUGACAUUGA
Diceros bicornis minor is the source of this 1848-nucleotide messenger RNA. It is a transcript of the gene EXOSC1, whose product is annotated as exosome component 1. The transcript is spliced from 8 exons. Gene Ontology annotation, cellular component: cytoplasm; nuclear exosome (RNase complex). The record is from RefSeq and is a predicted model, not a curated record. NCBI's taxonomy places the organism in Eukaryota, Metazoa, Chordata, Mammalia, Perissodactyla, Rhinocerotidae. Gene Ontology annotation, biological process: RNA processing. Gene Ontology annotation, molecular function: RNA binding. The coding region runs from base 55 to 642 and encodes 195 amino acids.